CCGCCCGCUUCCGCUCCUCGCCGGCUGCCUCCGGGUCGCGGCCGGCCUGAGGAGGGGCGGUGGCGGCGGUGGCUCCCAUCGCCCUUCUCCCGCUGCCGCUCGGCACCGCUGAGGCCUCUCCUGGCGGUGAGCGGCGCCGGGGCAGGGGCGCGUUUGGUGGGGUGGAGGCGGUCGGUGGGGCCGUAGGUCUGUCUGUAGGUCUGUCUGUCCCUCGGCGGCCCGCCUGAAGCGCCGUUCUCGGGCCGCCCUUCUCCUCUUUAGCAUCGCCGCGACCUGGUAAAGCUUUAGCUUGCGGCCCUAGAACUGCGGGGUCUCUGUCUGCUGGGUGUUCUCCUGGAGGAGAGGUGUUGGGUUUUUCAGUGCCAGUGGGAUAGCGUUUCCCAUACAAAGGUUUAAGUUUAUUUUACUGUACAAGCUCCUCGCUGCCAUAAUGAGGCUAGUCAUUCUUGAAGAUUACGAUCAGGCAAGUGAAUGGGCAGCAAAAUACAUCUGCAAUCGUAUUAUCCAAUUCAAGCCCAGUCAAGGAAGGUAUUUCACGCUUGGUCUACCAACAGGGAGUACGCCCUUGGGAUGCUACAAAAAGCUGAUAGAAUAUCACAAGAAUGGAGAUCUCUCUUUCAAAUAUGUAAAGACGUUCAACAUGGAUGAAUAUGUAGGGCUUCCCAGAAAUCAUCCAGAGAGCUAUCAUUCGUAUAUGUGGAAUAACUUCUUUAAGCAUAUUGACAUAGACCCAAAUAAUGCUCAUAUCCUUGACGGGAAUGCUCCAGACUUACAGGCAGAAUGUGAUGCGUUUGAAAAGAAAAUUGAAGAAGCAGGGGGGAUCGAUCUGUUUGUUGGAGGCAUUGGUCCAGAUGGCCACAUUGCAUUCAAUGAACCCGGAUCAAGUUUGUCUUCAAGAACAAGAUUAAAGACUUUAGCAAUGGACACCAUUUUGGCAAAUGCUAAGUACUUUGAUGGAGACUUAUCUAAAGUACCAACUAUGGCGCUAACAGUUGGUGUGGGUACAGUGAUGGAUGCUAGAGAAGUGAUGAUUCUUAUAACAGGUGCACAUAAGGCUUUUGCAUUGUACAAAGCGAUUGAAGAAGGCGUCAAUCACAUGUGGACAGUUUCUGCUUUCCAGCAGCACCCUCGUACUAUCUUUGUGUGUGAUGAAGAUGCUACUUUAGAACUAAGAGUUAAAACUGUGAAGUACUUUAAAGGUUUAAUGCAUGUGCACAAUAAACUUGUGGACCCACUGUACAGUAUGAAAGAAAACUGAAAGAAGAAUUGAAGAAGAACUCCAUGUGGGUCAACAGCAACAGUUUUAGGUAGCAGAUGAGUUCACUGCUAUGCAAUAUGUUGAAAACUGUUUAAAAUGGGGAAUCCAUGUACUGUAUUUUUUAAAGGUCCAAUAUCUGUACAUUUACAUUCCAUCUCUAUUUGCUGUGUCAUGCGUUUUGCUUUAACACUUGGAACUCUGUUGGCUGUUACAAUAACUAAAUGAAACAGAACAAACCUGUGGGAGACUGCAUGUUACAUAGGGGUGGAGGGGGGUGGGUGGGGCAGAGCACUUAUUUUAGCACAGCAAUGUAAUGCAUCUGUUAGAAUAUCUUAUUUCUAAGAAUUUAUAAUUUUGGCUCCAUUAGUGCAACUACACUUUGCAUUUGUGUUUCUAGGCAGAAUGGUUUUGGCCUUUGUUAAAUACUAUGGACUUGUAAUAGCUGUACAAUUUCUACUAUGAAAUGUUCUGUUUACGUGUAUCUAAUGCACACUGAGCUUUUGCACUUGGUUGCCUUAAAUUUAUCUUAUACAAACAGGUUUGGGGCAUCUCAAGUCCUGCUGUACAAUUCAGGCAAAUAAAAAUACAAAAACAGUGCCUAUAAACGCACCCGAUUCUUGAAAGUGUCAUAACUUAUUCUAGUUGCAAACAUUAAACUUCUGUCAUCGUACUUUCUUCUCAUGUAUUUCAAAUUAGUUUAGGAUUUUUCAAUUUUUUUUAUAAUUGAGCUUUAUCCAUAAGGAAAAAGCGAGGUGUUCCUUUCUGGAGAUAUGUUUAACUGUAUCAGCUGUUACCUGCAAAAAGGUUAAUUUCUAGGAACAUAAUGUCUACUAGUUUAAAUUAUCAUGUAUUAAAGUCACUGUUAACCACUCUGUAAUAAUUACCUCUCAUUGUAUCACUAUAAAUAUUGAUCUGUUACAAGGAAUGUUAUUUCCUACUUUGAAAAAGUAAAAUGUAAAUAUAAAU
Molecule: messenger RNA, 2224 nt
Organism: Cygnus olor (mute swan)
Lineage: Eukaryota; Metazoa; Chordata; Aves; Anseriformes; Anatidae
Gene: GNPDA2
Product: glucosamine-6-phosphate deaminase 2
Exons: 7
Coding region: 431-1258 (275 amino acids)
Biological process (GO): N-acetylglucosamine catabolic process; carbohydrate metabolic process; D-glucosamine catabolic process
Cellular component (GO): cytoplasm
Molecular function (GO): identical protein binding; glucosamine-6-phosphate deaminase activity
Source: RefSeq, a predicted model, not a curated record